UACAAAAACAAUCCCACUACAGAGCCCGAAUUAACUUAUCCCACCCGGGGCGUUAAUUAACCACACAACCAAUUUAGGUGAAAGACAGUUUUGACUCUGUUUUUUGAAUUACUGGGUAGCAGCCGAUGGCGGCGACGGCUAGUUUUAUUCGAAAGUUAGGUGGUGCAGUUAAGAAAACACCGGGAAAGAGAGGGUCGAGCUGGUAUACUCCUCAUAUGGCUGCUGCAUCUCGCGCUAUAUUGGAGCGAAUUCCAUUGGUUGAUCUUGUCCUUGAAGUCAGAGAUGCAAGGGUUCCGUUGUCUUCAGAAUAUGAGCUGCUGAGAAACUUCCCACAUUCCUCGAGGCACAUUAUAGUCUUGAACAAAAUGGACCUAGCUAGUCGCUCGCAGAUGAAGGCAUGGAGGUCAUAUUUUGAGCAACAAAACUCCAUUUCUUAUGGAGUCAAUUCUCAUAAUAAGGAGAACAUCAAGGAGUUCCUGAACUUUUUACGAGCCCGAGUUAGAGAAUUGAAGAAGAUUGAUCAUGCUAAUCAUACCAUAACAGUGCUGCUAGUUGGGAUUCCCAAUGUUGGCAAGUCAGCCCUGGCCAACUCCUUGCAUCAUAUUGGGCGGAUUAGUGCUUCGGAGAAAGGAAAGUUGAAACAUGCAACAGUGAGUCCGCUGCCAGGGGAGACAAAAGAUAUCAGCAGCUUGAAGAUUGGUAGCCAUCCCAAUAUUUAUGUCUUGGACACCCCUGGGGUUUUGCCUCCAGAGAUUCCUGAUGCCGAGGUGUGUUCGAAACUUGCUUUAACAGGGGCUAUUAAUGACUGUUUAAUUGGGGAAGCAGAACUAGCUCAAUAUUUUUUGGCUAUCCUCAACUUGAGUGAUGAAUACAAGCAAUGGUCAAAAUUUUCUACCACUGCGAGUGAAAAAUUAUCAGAUGACAAAGUCGAAGCUUCAGUUGACUCUGAGUUGGACAAGAGACAGAAGCAGUAUGCCACAGAUCACACACAGGAUUUUGUAGUGCACGAUGUUCGUCGAACUCUCUUUGAGGCAAUUUCAUCUUUUCAUGGUAAUCUUGAAGACGGAAAUGAUUUAUUGAAACUUAUUGAAGCCCAGUUUGCAGCCUUGCGGAAAGCUUUACGGGUGCUUGAAGAAUCAGAUGCCGAGGAUGGCCGUGGUAAGGUUGCUGCCAAGUUACUGAAUCUGUAUCGUACCGGAAGGCUGGGGCAUUAUACCUUAGACCCUGUUCCAAUGAAAUCUUGAUAGAUAUCCUUUUUGCUUUGAAAUAUAUUAUUGCUAUCUUCUUCACCUUUGAGUAAACAUUAUUCUUUGUAUAUAGUUCCAAAUAUAACAAUUCAUUAUCUUGUUCUUAGUAAUCUCAUGGUUAGGCUGAGCAAGGAAUCUGUAAAAUCUGUAAUUCGAUUCGGUUCAAUCCAAUCUGAUAGGUUUUA
Molecule: messenger RNA, 1432 nt
Organism: Camellia sinensis
Lineage: Eukaryota; Viridiplantae; Streptophyta; Magnoliopsida; Ericales; Theaceae
Product: P-loop containing nucleoside triphosphate hydrolases superfamily protein
Biological process (GO): mitochondrial translation
Cellular component (GO): mitochondrion
Molecular function (GO): GTP binding; GTPase activity
Source: RefSeq, a predicted model, not a curated record